CGCGCACGCGCGCGCGCGUUCCGGUGUCCUAGGCAGGAGCUGGAGACAAGCGACCGGCUGUGGGCCAGGCUCUGAGAGAGCGCCGUGAGCCGGAGAAGCGGGACCCUGCGAGGCUACAGCUGGCGUGGGCCUGGCCCCCUCUCCGUCGGCGGGCCGGGCCACGUCGCCAAGCCCAGAGGCUGGACUCCCGGGGCUGAUGGCCAUGGGCGGGAGCUGGAGACAACAGCGGCAAAGGCAGCGGCAGCGGCCGGCCCCGCGGGCGGGGAGCCGUGUGGCCCACGGCCCCUGACAGUCCCAGACGGCCCCGGCGGGCAGGCGCGCUCCCGCGCCUCCUGGGGUUGGGGGGGGGCGUAGCCAGGCAACGCCCGGCGCGCCCGCCCAUCCCCCGCCGCCCUUUUUUCCCCUGACUGGGUGCGAAGGAGCAUGCCUGUGUCUGGCCUCGGCCAGCAAAGAGUUAAGUCUAGAGGCUUGGAGCGGCCUUCCUCUUGGGGGCGUGCCCCCCUCCCCCGCUAGGCGGCCCGGCCCCCCGGGGUAAGGUAUGGCCCCGGGUCCAGGCCCGGGACCAAUGGUCCCACGCACUGGCCAGUGAAAGAUACCUUCCUCUUCCCGCUCUCCUCUUUCCCUCGCCGGCCAGCACCAUGGGAUGUAAUAUGUGUGUGGUCCAGAAACCGGAGGAGCAGUACAAAGUGAUGCUUCAGGUGAACGGAAAGGAGCUCUCCAAGCUGUCUCAGGAGCAAACCCUAGAGGCCCUGCGUGCCUCCAAGGAGCCCCUGGUGAUCCAGGUGCUGAGACGCAGCCCCCGUCUGCGGGGGGACAGCUCCUGCCAUGACCUUCAGCUGGUGGACAGUGGCACUCAGACCGACAUCACCUUCGAGCAUAUCAUGGCGCUGGGCAAGCUGCGCCCGCCCACCCCACCCAUGGGCAUCUUGGAGCCGUACGUCCUCUCUGAGCUCCCCCCCAUCAACCAUGAGUAUUAUGACCCAGCGGAGUUCAUGGAGGGCGGCCCGCAGGAGGCAGAGCGAAUGGACGAGCUGGAGUACGAGGAGGUGGAGCUGUGUAAAAACAGCCACCAAGACAAGCUGGGCCUGAUGGUGUGCUAUCGCACAGAUGAGGAGGAGGACCUAGGCAUCUACGUUGGAGAGGUAAAUCCCAACAGCAUUGCAGCCAAAGAUGGCCGGAUCCGUGAGGGAGACAGAAUCAUCCAGAUUAAUGGAAUGGAUGUCCAAAACCGAGAGGAGGCAGUGGCCAUCCUGAGCCAGGAGGAGAACACCAACAUCUCUCUGCUGGUGGCCCGACCUGAGAGCCAGCUAGCAAAGCGGUGGAAAGACAGUGACAGAGAUGACUUCCUAGAUGACUUUGGAUCUGAGAAUGAAGGGGACCCUCGUGCUCGGAAGCUAAAGUCACCCCCUGUCCAGCAGAUUGGAAAUGAUGAGAAGGGGGCUCCUGAUGGGGGCCCAGGCUUGAACAACAGCCAAGACCUGGACAGCGGGGUGGGCCGGACUGAUGAGAGUACCCGAAAUGAAGAGAGCUCUGAACAUGACCUGCUGGGGGAUGAACCUCCCAGCACCACCAACACCCCUGGAAGCCUGAGAAAAUUUGGUCUACAAGGGGAUGCCCUACAGAGCAGGGACUUCCACUUCAGCAUGGAUUCUCUGUUAGCUGAGGGGGCAGGGCUGGGAGGGGCUGACCUACCUGGGCUCACUGAUGAGGAGUAUGAACGCUACCGGGAGCUGCUGGAGAUCAAGUGCCACCUGGAAAAUGGCAACCAGCUGGGCAUCUUCUUCUCCCGGGCCUCCAGUGGCAAUAGUGCCCUAGAUGUCAACCGCAAUGAGAGCCUAGGCCAUGAGAUGGCCAUGCUGGAGGAAGAGCUUCGGCACCUAGAGUUCAAGUGCCGCAAUAUCUUGCGGGCACAGAAGAUGCAGCAGUUGCGGGAGCGCUGUAUGAAGGCCUGGCUGCUGGAGGAGGAGAGUCUCUAUGACCUGGCAGCCAGUGAGCCCAAAAAGCAUGAGCUGUCUGAUAUCUCUGAACUGCCAGAGAAAUCAGACAAAGAUAGCACCAGCGCUUACAACACUGGGGAGAGCUGCCGCAGCACUCCACUUCUUGUGGAGCCUCUUCCUGAGAGCCCGCUGAAGCGAUCUGCUGCUGGCAAUUCCAACUUGAACCGGACCCCUUCUGGCCCUCCUGUCACCGCCCACCUCAAGGGGGCUCCUUCACCAGGGAGCCCAGCUAAGUUCCGAUCACUCUCUCGGGAUCCUGAAGUGGGCCGGAGACAGCACACAGAAGAGCGCGUCCGCCGGAGCACCAAGACAAGUGUUACUCUGGAGCGUGUGGGCCCUGAAGGCAGCCCUUACCUCUCCAGGCGCCAUCGUGGCCAGGAGAUUGAGCAGUACCACAGCUGUGUGCAGUUGGCCCCACCACGCACCCUGGAGGAUCUUGGCCAUGGCUCCUUGAGCUUGGCUAGUGGUCCUCGGGUGGGUGGGGUGGUGGCUGCAGCUGUUGAAGCACCCCGAAUGGAGUGGAAGGUGAAGGUACGAAGUGAUGGAACCCGCUAUGUGGCCAAGCGACCUGUGCGAGAUCGGCUGCUGAAGGCCAGGGCCCUGAAGAUCCGAGAGGAACGCAGUGGUAUGACCACUGAUGACGAUGCAGUGAGUGAGAUGAAGAUGGGCCGCUACUGGAGCAAGGAAGAGAGGAAGCAACAUCUGAUCCGAGCACGGGAGCAACGGAAGCGGCGUGAGUUCAUGAUGCAGAGCCGUCUGGAAUGUCUAAGGGAGCAGCAGAAUGGUGACAGCAAACCUGAGCUCAACAUCAUUGCGCUGAGCCACCGUAAAACCAUGAAGAAGCGAAACAAGAAGAUCCUGGACAACUGGAUCACCAUCCAGGAGAUGUUGGCCCAUGGUGCCCGCUCAGCUGAUGGAAAAAGGAUCUACAACCCUCUGCUCUCUGUCACCACUGUCUGAGCUGCUCCAGCAGGAGCCCAGCCCAGGUCUAGAAAGCCUGACCCUCACCCUCCCUUAGAAUCUAGUGUGUGUUGAUGUGUGUGCUUGCACGCUGUGCUCAUGCACACUCCUACCUGUAUGUUAUGUGUGCACAGGUCCUUGGUAAUAGAAAGCCCCAAGAAGGGACACUUCUCUUACACCUAGUUCCUUUUCCCCAAGAAGCUAUGCUAACAACCAACAUAGAGGCAUACCCAUAAAGGGCACCUCUUUGUGUAUACACAUGGUAUUCUUGCUAUGUUCUUGGAGACAGGGAAAUCAGUGCAGAGAGGUGAGGUGGACUAUCCUAAGCACAAGAGAAUGUCCAGCUUCCUGCUGAGCAUGACCUCUCCCCUCCUAGGAGCUGCAAUUAUUUGUAGACAAAGGCAACCUUGAAUUUUGUGGUUUUUCUUCUUUUCUGUGCUUGCCAAUAGUUGUUUUGUGGGCCUGCUCUGGGGGCUGGCAGCUCCUUUAGGCAGCCUGACAAAGGUGGACCCCACCUAGUGCUGGCUGGGAAGGAGGUUGCUGGGAGGAAA
Mus pahari (shrew mouse) is the source of this 3508-nucleotide messenger RNA. RefSeq names its product PDZ domain containing 4 (gene Pdzd4). Gene Ontology annotation, molecular function: protein binding. The record is from RefSeq and is a predicted model, not a curated record. The coding region runs from base 639 to 2957 and encodes 772 amino acids. The transcript has 8 exons. NCBI's taxonomy places the organism in Eukaryota, Metazoa, Chordata, Mammalia, Rodentia, Muridae.